GAUAGAUAUAUGAGAUAUCAGCAUUAUACUGCGGAAUUCGUCGAGUUCUUUUAUUGACAUUUCCACUUUUUUCUUUGGUAAUAAUGUUAGAUGUAAUGCAAUAUAUUCUCGGCAUAUUUUAGAACAGACCAGGCCCUCUGUGGACCGGAGUAUAGGUAUGUCAUCUCCUGUUACCUAUCGAGAACGUGUUAAAAAAGGAAAACAAAGUUCACAUAACCUAAAAUGUAUCACUCGUGGGUAUCCAGCGUAUCUUAAAAUAAACCAAUGAAAACAAGGUUGCUCGAAUCAGAAAGUGACUUUUAUAUAGUUUAUACAUCAAAUUCCUGAGUGACCGAUUGUUGAUAAUCGUUAUCAGUACCCGCGAAUCCUAAUCGAGUUCAAAAAUGGUGCGUAAAAGAAGACAUCAAAAAAUCAAGGAGACGAAAACAGAGAUCGCCGAAAACGUAGACCAACUGUUGCGAAUCUGCGCAACCUCUCCCGAGAAAAAUAUCUCGAAAGCAUUAGAAACCCAAGUGGAAAUAAACGUUAUUGCGGAAAAACUGAGAAAUUUGGAGUUGAAUUAUGUAAAUAAAUCAAGUGAUCCGGAAACUGUCAAUAAUCGGCGCAAUGCUGCCACCAUCGAGCGUUUCAUGAACUGGGUAACAUCUGAAGGCGCCAAACUUGAAUCCUGCGAAAUAUGCGAAUUUCCCGGAUACGAAUUGGGACUGAAAGUAACAAAAGACACAGAAUUCUCUUCCUUGGUGUUAGCUGUACCCAGAAAUUUAAUCCUAACAGUAAAAUCAGCCUCUAACAGCGCAUUCAAACAUUUAAUUGAAACAGACCAACUACUCAAAGGAAUACCCACUGUAGCCUUAUCUGUCUACCUCCUCUAUGAGAAGUUCAAAGGAAAUUCUUUCUGGAAGCCGUAUCUGGACAUGUUACCAGACAGUUACUCCACUGCGCUGUACUUUACCAGAGAUGAGUUGGAAGAAUUGCAAGGUAGCCCAACUUUAGAGAACGCGUUGAAGUUGAACAAAAGCAUAGCGAGACAGUUUGCAUACUUUCACAAGUUGUUCCAUGUUUCGGAUGAUCCUGCCAGUAGGCUGAUGAGGGGAAAGUUCACUUAUGAUGAGUACAGGUGGGCAGUAUCAACCAUGAUGACACGACAAAAUGCUAUCCCUUCAGAAGACGGUGAUCACUUGGAGACCGCUCUCAUACCUCUAUGGGAUAUCUGCAAUCACGCUAACGGAACGAUCUCUACAGAUUACAACACAGAAGCUCAGAGAAUAGAAUGCUUCGCUGUGAAAGACUUCAAAGCGGGAGAGCAACUUUUUAUACAUUAUGGAGAUAGAACCAACGCAGAUUUUUUCGUAAAUGGGUUUGUUUACGAAGAUAAUGUGCACGAUGGCUACUGGUUGAAACUCGGUAUAAGCAAGUCUGAUCCGCUACAAGAAAAAAGAAACGAUGUUCUGAGUAGGUUGACUUUGGAACCCACAGAUAGAUUCUUCAUAAAGAAAGGUGCAGAACCUAUUGAUGGACAAUUGCUGGCAUUCUUAAGAAUAUUCAACAUGAACGAAGAACAACUAGACCACUGGCUGCUAACGACUCCGUUAGAUCAAUUGGAAAAUAGCAAGGUCACCAUCGACGCAGAAUUAGACAAGAAAGUGUGGAAAUUUCUUCAAACCAGACUGAAACUUUUACAAGGACUUUACAAAACUACCUUACAAGAAGACGUACAGAUUCUAAAGCGGAAAGAUCUUAGCGACAAUAGAAAAUUAGCGAUUAGAAUGCGAAUGACUGAGAAGAGGAUUUUUGAAGAUGCUUUGAAGUAUGUGAAUCAACGCAUUGCUGAAAAUGGAAAAUAAGAUUUCAUAAACAUUGAGUCGUGCUGACUACCUCUCGAGCAUCAUAGGCAGGGUAAGUUAAUAUAAAUGACAACACUGGUCGCCGCAAGAAAAGGAUAUUUUUCGAAUCUCAUCUGGGAAUAUCGAAUGUAUUUAGACGUUUAUAUACUUACGCUUUCUUUUUGGUUUUUUGUUAUAUCAAUGCACUAUUGACACAUUAUAUGAUUAUAUGUGGUUAUACAAGGUGUACAAGGCUACACCCCCCAGAAAAUGCGGCUCAAACAAAAAAAUGAUCAAGAUAAAAGUUGCAGCGUUUCAAGAGAAGAGAAUAUCCUUUGAAGUCAUUUAGAGGUCGACUUGAAAAAUUUAAACAGGUAUCCUCUUUUUUGAGAGAGUGGCAAAUUUCGCGUUCAGAAAUGACCUUGACCAAGACUUCAAGAUCGUUUUGAGGUCAAGGUCACACAAAAGUUUUCGUCCUUCUCUCCUAUUGGCCAUUAAGAUUGGUUCCACGUUCUCAAAUUGAAAUAUAAAUGACCGUCGAGGUAAUUUCCAAGUGGUCUCAGCUGGUCUGGCUCUAGGCGUUGCUUUAAGGAGAUGUUUCUCUUUGACCUUUCCAGACUGGGGUCAUCACCAAUAUAUUUUUUCCUUUUUCUUAAGUUGUUGUUUACUAAACAUACUCGCUGUUACGGAUGCACUCAUUCCAAAUAAUUUUUUGACCCGGAAAACAUGGAGUACUACCUGCAACUUUUGUGUAAAACUUUUUUUGUUUGACGGGAAUUUUCUAAAAUAUGGGGGUUUGCAACUUUUUGUACACUCUGUAUGUUAAUUUUCACAAAUCGCGAGUUGAUCUUGGACUGUUUAAUAGUCAUAUAUCCGUUUUCAAUAUUUGAAAUGUCUCACUCCCAUAUUGUAUGAUUUUUGUUAAUAAACACUGUUUUUUUUUUGUGAA
Molecule: messenger RNA, 2772 nt
Organism: Acanthoscelides obtectus
Lineage: Eukaryota; Metazoa; Arthropoda; Insecta; Coleoptera; Chrysomelidae
Source: the annotation of a GenBank genome assembly